Messenger RNA from Plasmodium malariae, 4713 nucleotides. Its product is annotated as serine/threonine protein kinase, putative. Gene Ontology annotation, cellular component: nucleus. Lineage: Eukaryota; Apicomplexa; Aconoidasida; Haemosporida; Plasmodiidae. Gene Ontology annotation, molecular function: protein serine/threonine kinase activity; ATP binding. The transcript has a single exon. Gene Ontology annotation, biological process: peptidyl-serine phosphorylation; chromosome segregation; intracellular signal transduction. The record is from RefSeq and is a predicted model, not a curated record. The coding region runs from base 1 to 4713 and encodes 1570 amino acids.
AUGAAAGAUGAUAAAGAGGAUAUUCUAUCGAAAAAUUUCUUAAAACAAAGAAUAAAACAUGUGAAAAAUCUACUAAUUAGGGAAAAUGAAAUGCCUAAAAUUGAUCAGGUCUUUAAAUAUGAAUUAAAAACAAACAUCACAGGAAUAAAUGAUUUACUACAUUAUAUAAAUGGAAUUAUUUAUAAAAAUAUAGAUACCUUUCAGAAAUUAAUCCUGUUGUACUCCUACGAUGAUAACAAUGAUUAUGAUAAUUCAAAUAUUAAACAAAACACUUUUGUUUUCUUAUUGAAGCAAAAAACGAAAUUCAGAGAGAAAUAUAAAAAUGAAAAUUAUAUAGAUUAUUUAAAAACAAAUCCUAUAAUUUUUAUUGAUACUCUUAACAAAUUAUUAAUUAUACCAGGUAUAAGCUUCGAGUUCAAGACUUAUAAUUUUGAUGAAAAAAUCAAUAAAUUCUUUGUAGAAAAACCAGAUAUAAAAAUAAAUAGUCUAUAUAAUCCAUGUUUCAUUAGACUAAAAAGUAAAAAUUUUAAAAACGUCAUUAAAAUCAGUAAGAAAGUAGAAAAAAAUCAAAAGAAAAAUGAUAAAAAAAAGGAUAAAAGAAUUGAACACCAUAUUGAACAUUAUUUUGUAAAAAGAAACUUCACAAGCAUCACAAAAAAGUCGAAAGCGGAUUUCAUUUCAAAACAAGACAGUAAUUAUAAAAAUGAAUUAAAUAUCAAGACUGAGGAAGUUAACAGCGAUGAAAUAAAAUGUAAAACGGAAUAUGAUGACAUAAAUAAUAACUAUAAAGAAAAAUACAAUUAUGAAAUUAAUGAAAAGAGUAAACUAAAUGAUGAUAAUGAUAACAUUGAUAGAAAUGAUAAUUAUAAUAAUGAUAAAAAUGAUAAUGAUAACAAUGGUAGUAAUGAUGAUAAUAAUAAUAAUAAUAAGGAUAUUAAACAUGAAUAUAAGAAAGAAAGAAGAAAAAGAAGGAACCAUUAUAUGUGCACCAUUUCAGAAGGUUUUAGUAACACUAAUUAUAACAAAAAACCUAAAAAAAGUAGUAGUAACAAUUUGAAAAAGAAGUGUAACAAGUAUGCUCAUACUAAAGUUUUAAAAGAUGAAGAGGAAUAUGAAAGUAGCGUAAAUUAUGAUAGUACUACACAUAGUAAAAGUGUACACUUAUUUUAUAACUUAAUUAGAGAAUACGAUGUAUACAUAAACAAUGUUAAGUGUUACAUUGUUUUUGAUUUAAAGAGUUAUUAUAAAAACUUAGAUAUAAUGAAGAAAUUAAAAAAAAAUUUAGAAGAGUUAAAAAAACCAAAUAACGUUUUCAAAGAAUUAAUAGACAAAAAAUCUUUUAAGUCUUCUCGGGAUAAAAUUGAAUUUAUAAAAAGGUUUAAAAAAAUGAUUAUUCCAAGUUUUAGAAUAGAAAAGAUAAGAAAACAAAGGAAUCAUUUAAUUAUUGUUGAAUUAAUGUCUAAGAUACAAAAUAGUUUAAUAAUAAAAAGAUUAUAUCAAGAAUUAACUGACAAAGUCAAUUUAAAUGAUUUAAUAAAUGAUAUAUUGCACAUGUUUUCUAAAUCAGUAGAAAAUAUGAAAGAUGAAAAUGUUAAGAAAUUUUAUAUAGAAAUGAUGAACACACAUUUUCGUAAUAAAAAUUUAUCUGUAAUAGAUUUUAAAAAUCUAGUGCAAUUAUUUAAGAAAAAAGAAGAACAUCGUAAAAAUCAGGAAUUUUUAAAUCUAUUUCUGAAAGAUUUGAACUAUUUAGAAAAAAAUAAAAAACAAUGUGAUGAAAUAGAUGAAAAAAUUCACUCCUUAAAAUAUUUAAUAUUAGAAUCAAUAUUAAAAGAAAAGCAAUUAGAAAGAUCAGUAAAUAGAUUAUUGCUUAAUCAUGAACAAUCAAAAUAUGGUUACUUUUAUAAAAUUGAACAGAGCGAUGAUAAUACUUUAGACACCACCGAAUAUGGUAAGUUACUAGAAAAUUUUUCCAAAGAACCCAUAAAUUUUUAUUCCAUUUUAAAUAAAAGAAAUCUAGACAAACAUGCAUAUCAUGAUAUAAGAAAUUUCAACUAUAAAAAGAAAAAUUGUGAAACAUUAAAAGCAGAUAUCACCUCUUCAAGUCAUGAUCAAGUAAAUGAUGUAAAAAGUUCUUGUGAUAAUAGUAAGCCUAAGUAUCAAGGAAACGAAGAAAACCAAACAUCUGAUAAUAGUAUAAAAAAAGAAAAUAUAAGUUCCAUUGUUAAUCAAGAAAAUAACAAUGAUAGUAAUGAUAAUGAUAACAAUGGUAGUAAUGAUAAUUAUAAUAAUAAUAAAAAUGAUAAUGAUAACAAUGAUAGAAAUGAUAAUUAUAAUAUUGAUAAAAAUGAUAAUGAUAACAAUGAUAGAAAUGAUAAUUAUAAUAAUGAUAAAAAUGAUAAUGAUAGAAAUGAUAAUUAUAAUAAUGAUAAAAAUGAUAAUGAUAACAAUGGUAGUAAUGAUAAUUAUAAUAAUAAUAAAAAUGAUAAUGAUAACAAUGACAGAAAUGAUAAUUAUAAUAAUGAUAAAAAUGAUAAUGAUAGUAAUGAUAAUGAUAACAAUGGUAGUAAUGAUAAUUAUAAUAAUGAUAGUAAUGAUAAUGAUAACAAUGAUAAAAAUGAUAAUGAUAACAAUGAUAGAAAUGAUAAUUAUAAUAAUGAUAAAAAUGAUAAUGAUAACAAUGGUAGUAAUAAUAAUGAUAACAAUGAUAAAAAUGAUAAUGAUAACAAUGGUAGUAAUAACAAUGAUAAAAAUGAUAAUGAUAACAAUGAUAGAAAUAAUAAUAAUAAUAAUAAUGAUGAUGAUGAUGAUGACAAUAAUAAUAAUAAUAGUAGUACAUCGUAUAAUAUAAAUACUUCUUUAAAACAAUUAAGUGCAAACAAAAACAAAGAAAGUAACAACGGAUGUGCAGAAUAUUUCCAGAAUAACAUAAUUAACCUAAAAGAUGGGGAAGAAGAACCGGAUAAUUACAAAAAUAAAAUAGGUAGUUAUAAUAAAUGUAAAAUUAAAAAAAUAUAUUAUAAUGGUGAUGAUAAAAAACAAGAAAAGAAGAAAGAAGAUAAUGAUGAUAUGUUUGAAAAACAAGAAGAUCAAAAUGAUACAAAAAUGAAUUAUUGCAAAAUCAUUGAAAACGAUAAUGCAUUAAAUUCGUGUACAAAAAAUAAUAUCGAAAAAAAAAAAGAAUCAUAUAAGGAAGAGGACAGCAAACAAAAAAAAAAAGAUUCUAUCAAGUGUUACAUAAAUAAAUACACAAAAGAAUCAACAUUCAGAAAAUCGAAUGGUUCGGAAGGUACAAGACAAAUGAACUGUAAAGAAAAAGAUAAAUUUGACGAAGAAGAAAUUUUAAGUGAAUGGGAAUGUGAACAUGAAAGAGACAUAAUUAGAUCUAUAUGUGAAAAAAAAAAUUUUUCUUUUGCUAAUGAAAAACAGGAAAAAAUAAAUAAUGAAAUAUUUUAUAAAGUGUUUGAACAAUAUCCAUAUAGCUUUUUUUCUAAAUCAGUUAAAAAUUACAAUAUAAUUUUAAAUGAAAAUGAGGAAGAAUCUGAAUUAUCAUGGUUAACAAUGUUAAAAAAAAAAGGUCAUAACAGAUCUAUUUUACCUCCAAGCAGAGAUACAUUUAGAGACGGUACACAUUUUUCUAAUUGCCGUGCCACUGAACACACUUUGAAAUUUUUUUUGUCUCUUUUAUCAUUAUUAACAAAAGGUCAAGUUGACAUAAAUUUAAAAGAAUACCUGAAGAAAAAUAUUCAAUUUUUAAACACAGAAUUAUUUAGUAUGAAACUCAAUUUAGAUAAAAAAAGAGCUAUACUUGAAAAGAGAUUAGAUCAUUUUAACUUUCAAGAAAACUCAGAAUUUUCUUUUUAUAAUCCAUUAAAAAUGAAUAUACGUAUGAUGAAUUUAAUAGGAAGAGGAGGUUUUGCUGAAGUGUGGGAAGUUUUUGAUUCCAUAAAUUUAGAAAUGUAUGCAGCGAAAAUACAUAAAAUUGAACCGAGCAUGACAAAUGAAAUUAAAAAUAAAAUAAUUCAAAGAGCAGAAAAUGAAAUAAAUAUUCAUAUACACUGUCAUAGACACAUUUUUAUUGUAAAAUUAGAAUUUUUUUUCGUUUUUGGUUCAGCAACAAAUUUAUUAGUUGGAAUGGAAUUAUGUGAUAUAGAUUUAGAUAAGUACAUAAAAUAUCAUGGUCCAAUUAAUGAACAUUUGGCCUUAUGCUGGAUUAAACAAGUAUUACUUGGUUUACUAUAUAUGAAAAAUUUACCUACAGGAAAAGUACAUCACUGUGAUUUAAAACCAGCUAAUCUAUUAAUAAAAGAUGGCAUAAUAAAAAUAUCUGACUUUGGUUUGGCCAAAUUGAUUUUACCGGACACAUAUCAAUACUAUAAUGGAGGUGGAACAUUAUAUUAUCAACCUCCUGAGUGUUUAAAAAAUAAGAAGAAUUUGAUUAUCACAGAUAAAAUUGAUAUAUGGUCUUUAGGAUGUAUUUUUUAUGAAAUGCUUUUCUGUGAAAGACCUUUUCAAUUUAAUUAUCUUGAAAAAUGUUCAAAAGAAUUAUUAGUUAAUAAAAUGAAAAGAGGUUUAAGCUAUCCAAAAAUUAAUCAACACAUUUCAGACGUGACCUUAAGUUAUAUACAGUACCUACUAAAUUUUGAUCAUGAAUUUAGACCAUCCAUAGAAGAAGCUUUAAGCUAUCCAAUUUUUAAUUAUUUUAAUAUACCUUAA